AUUUAAGAGGUGAUCGGGUGACAUUUCAAUUAUAUUUUAAUGUUGAUAUAUACAAUAAAAUUAAUUAAUAAAUGUUAUAAAUACCCUGUUUUUGUAAUGGAAGGUAAUAAAUGUAGAAUUUGCUUAGAAAUUGGAGACGCACUAAUAAACAUAUUUAAUUUAAAUUACUCGUCAAAUAUAUCAUCAAAAAUAAUGUCUUUAGCCAAUAUUGAAAUAAAACCUGACGAUGGUUUGCCAGAUGGAAUAUGUGAAUCAUGUAAUGAUCAACUAAACAACUGUAUUAAAUUCAUUGAUCGCUGUAAAAAGUCGGAUUCCAUAUUAAGAAACGUGUGCUACAAUGAUAUACCAUCUAAAUCACAAACGACAGACUUAAAUAAUGUGUGUAUUAAAUUAGAAGUUAGUGAAAUAGAUAUACAAGAAAAAUUUAGUUUACAAAAUAAUACUAGCUGUGAUAAAGUAUUAAGUGAUUCCAAUAAUACAAACAAACAACAAUGCUUUACUUGUGGAAAAGUUAUGUCUUCCAAGUUCCGGCUGAAAACUCAUUUAGCAACACAUGCUACCGAGAAAGCAUAUAUCUGUAGCAUAUGCAAGAAAUCAUUUUCAAUAUUACAGAAUUUGAAUGUACAUUUGAGAACUCACACGGGUGAGAAACCAUUCAGUUGUUCAACAUGCGGGAAGACAUUUGCUCAGUCAUCAGGUUUAACGGCACACAAACGUAAACACACAGGACUUUUGCCAUACCAAUGUGUUCUGUGUCCACGUAAAUUUAGAACUUUUGGUCAUUUGCAAUAUCAUAUAAGACAACACACGGGUGAAAAAAAAUAUGAAUGUGAUGUUUGCAGCCGAGCAUUCAUAACCAGAAGUGAUCUGAAACAGCAUGUAAUGACCCACAGAGGUGAUAAACCGCAUAUUUGUUCGAUAUGUGGCAUGAGACUGUCGCGUGCAUCAAAUUUAAAGCGUCACAUAACAUAUUUACAUGACAAGAGUAAAACUUUCAAUUGCUCUCAGUGCCCUUCGAAAUUUAUGAAUAAAAGUGAACUGACAAAACAUGAAAAAAAGCAUCAGGAGCUUAAAGUGCCUAAUAGUAAUUAAUAAAAAUAUUGUAAUUUAUUUAA
Messenger RNA from Danaus plexippus (monarch butterfly), 1115 nucleotides. Its product is annotated as gastrula zinc finger protein XlCGF17.1-like. Gene Ontology annotation, molecular function: RNA polymerase II cis-regulatory region sequence-specific DNA binding; DNA-binding transcription factor activity, RNA polymerase II-specific; zinc ion binding. Bases 40 to 1092 code for a protein of 350 amino acids. The transcript has 5 exons. Lineage: Eukaryota; Metazoa; Arthropoda; Insecta; Lepidoptera; Nymphalidae. Gene Ontology annotation, cellular component: nucleus. The record is from RefSeq and is a predicted model, not a curated record. Gene Ontology annotation, biological process: regulation of transcription by RNA polymerase II.